This is a messenger RNA of Papaver somniferum (opium poppy), 468 nucleotides long. Its product is annotated as DIBOA-glucoside dioxygenase BX6-like. The coding region runs from base 1 to 468 and encodes 155 amino acids. The record is from RefSeq and is a predicted model, not a curated record. The transcript has 2 exons. Lineage: Eukaryota; Viridiplantae; Streptophyta; Magnoliopsida; Ranunculales; Papaveraceae.
AUGGGUAAUAUGAUAAAAGACUUGAUUGAAUCAACUGAUCUCAUAUCUGUUCCUGGCAAACAGUCAAUAGCCGAGGAUCUCACUAUGUCAGUUGAAGAAGCUGUGGACCAAGUUACUCUACCCGUCAGUGAUUUCUCGCUCCUCACUUCCGGUUCACCUAAACGGUCUAAGAUCAUCGAAGAGCUUCAAAAUGCAUGUCUGCAUUGGGAAUUCUUCAUGCAAAAGAUCAAGAGAAAUAAUGAAAAAACUGCUCAGAGCAAUUAUGGAGGGACUAGAAUUAGAGAAGAGGACAUCGAAAAGUCCCUUGAACUAAAUUCUGUUGUUCAAAAGUUUUCUGCAAAUAUCUAUCCUCCUUGCCCACAGCCUGAUCUUGCAGUUGAUUUGCUCCCACAUGCUGAUCGUGGUCUCUCAACCCUACUCAUACAAAAUGACGUUGGUGGAUUGCAAAUUAAGAACAUGGGGAAAUAG